Rosa rugosa (rugosa rose) is the source of this 1173-nucleotide messenger RNA. Its product is annotated as serpin-ZX-like. The coding region runs from base 1 to 1173 and encodes 390 amino acids. NCBI's taxonomy places the organism in Eukaryota, Viridiplantae, Streptophyta, Magnoliopsida, Rosales, Rosaceae. Gene Ontology annotation, molecular function: serine-type endopeptidase inhibitor activity. The record is from RefSeq and is a predicted model, not a curated record. The transcript has 2 exons.
AUGACUAAUUCUACGUGCAAUUCUAUCAUCAGCAACCAAACCGAUGUGGCACUGAAGAUAACAAAGCAACUCCUUGAAUCUGAAUUCAAGGACAAGAACCUGAUCUUCUCCCCUCUAUCCAUCCACAUCGUCCUGAGCUUAAUAGCCGCCCGGACAAACAAUCCCCAGUUUCUCUCUUUUCUCAAGUCCAAGUCCAUCGACGACCUCAAUUCCCUCGCCUUCAAUCUCAUCACUUCCGUUUUGGCCGACUCACCCAGCAGAGGCGGGCCACGUUUGAACUCUACAAACGGUCUCUGGGUCGACGAGUCUAUUCCUCUGGAGGACUCCUACAAACAAGUCGUGUUGGAUUCUUACAAGGCGGCUCUAAAUCAAGUCGAUUUCAAAACCGAUCCGGAACAAGUGAGAAUCCAAGUGAACUCAUGGGUUGAUAAAGAGACCAAAGGCCUUAUCCCUGAGAUUCUUCCUCCUGGCUCAAUCGAUAGCGGGGUGUGUCUCAUAUUUGCAAAUGCCUUGUACUUCAAAGCAACUUGGGACGACGAUUUCUUCUAUGAACCACCGAACUCGAAAGACCAUAAGUUUCAUCUUCUGAACGGGGACUCGGUUAAGGGAGUGCCUUUCAUGACUAGUAGUCACUGCCACUCAAUCGCUGCCUUUGACGGCUUUAAAGUCUUGAGUCUUCCUUACAGAGAUUGUGCUUUAGAGGAUUUUGACAAUGGCACAUAUGAAGACGACCCCAGAUCUUUCUCUAUGUUGUGGUUACUUCCGGAUGCAAGAGAUGGGUUGCCGGCUCUGACUGAGAGAGUUUGUUCCGAGUCCGGGUUUCUAGACCGCCAUCUUAAUAGUUUUACGACUGUUAGAGUGAAGAAAUUCUUGAUUCCAAAGUUUAAGAUUUCAUCCGGGUUUGAAGCUUCGGGUGUUCUGAAGAAAAUAGGGCUGGGGGAUGGUUGUGAUUUAAUGGCGAUAUUUCACGAAUCUGUAAUAGACGUUGAUGAAAAUGGCACAACAGCUGCAGCUGCUACUUGUGCUCAAAUGUGGGAUUGCGAUGGUGACUUCUCCAAACCUAAAGAGAUAGAAGAAUUUGUGGCUGACCACCCCUUCAUGUUUCUCAUAAGGGAAUACAGAACCAGAACGGUGCUGUUCAUGGGGCAGGUGCUCAAUCCUCUUGCAGGCUGA